Molecule: messenger RNA, 1569 nt
Organism: Microtus ochrogaster (prairie vole)
Lineage: Eukaryota; Metazoa; Chordata; Mammalia; Rodentia; Cricetidae
Gene: Dctpp1
Product: dCTP pyrophosphatase 1
Biological process (GO): dCTP catabolic process; DNA protection
Cellular component (GO): cytosol
Molecular function (GO): dCTP diphosphatase activity
Source: RefSeq, a predicted model, not a curated record
CUGGGAUUGGUCGGGACCCUGGAGGCGACUCCGAACGUGGCGCGGGGUUUGCUCGCUGCGGCGCGGCGGGGACUGGUGGGCGGAAUGUCCCAAGCCGGUGGCGGUGCGAGCGGUGAUGCGGGGCAAGAAAACUCUGCUGCUGCCGGCCCGUUCAGCUUCAGCCCGGAGCCCACGCUUGAGGACAUCCGACGUCUCCAUGCAGAAUUUGCUGCUGAACGGGACUGGGAGCAGUUCCACCAGCCUCGGAACCUGCUCCUAGCCUUGGUGGGAGAAGUGGGCGAGCUGGCAGAACUCUUCCAGUGGAAGUCUGAUGCAGAGCCUGGUCCUCAAGCCUGGCUGCCAAAGGAACGAGCAGCCCUUCAAGAGGAGCUCAGCGACGUCCUCAUCUACCUGGUGGCAUUAGCAGCCCGUUGUCGCGUGGAUUUACCUCAAGCAGUAAUUGCCAAAAUGGACACCAACCGACGACGUUACCCAGUCCAUCUCUCCCGAGGUUCUGCCUGCAAAUACACAGACUUGCCCCAUGGGGCCAUCCCCGAAAACCAGGCUGUGGGGGCUGCAGAACCUACCUCUGAGUUGCAAAGCCAGGCCUCUACCUAGGAAAAAGUGUCAGAACAGCAGAGAUGGACUCGUUCUAGUCCGUUCUUAACUGAGUCAUAGGUCUGAGGCCCGAGUUUCCAAAAGAUAAUCUCCUGGUCUUUUCUCUCUCAAUAAAAUGAUACAUGACAACAACGUCUAGAUUUUUCCUGGGUGGCUAGGUGGAACAUCUCAGGGCCUUCAGAGAAGCAGGCUUACAAAAGCAGAGAACUGGAAGUAAAUGUGGGCCACAAGGCUUUGAUGAGUGCAGAAUACAGCUUCCUUUCCUCUUUGGUCCCUUGGUACAAGUAAAGGCCACCCACCCCUCUCACCUGGCUAAUUCUGUUCUUCUUCUGCAGCGAGGUGGUACUGAGUGAAUGAUUUAUGUGGUGUGUAACCUAAGGCACCCCACUUCCCGAGACUGCUAGGCCUGCCUCCCAAAAACAGGGUCACACAGAGAAAGCAAUAGUAGUGAUUAUCUGCCCCGCAGCUUGUUUGCACAUUAGUAAGGUGACGGUUUCCCAGCCCCUCUCCUGCCCCUCUUGCCUUCCCAGGUAAAGCAAGUCAUCAUUAAACUGCUUUGUUUUAUAUUCCCAAACCCUCUGAAUCUUGUUGGGUUUUUGUUUUAUUUUUUGAGACAGGGUUUCUCUGUGUGACUUUGGAGUCUGCCCUAGAACUCGCUCUGUAGAACCUUCUGACAGGGAUGCUGGAGUGUAGCUCUUCACAGCUGAUGGCCUCUGGAGGGAGGUGGGGAACAACUCGGUUAUCUUUAAGGGGCUGGCCGGCCACUGGGCGUUUGGCCAUGCUCCAGUGAGUAUUGAGUGGGCAGUACAAAUUGGACCUGAUGUAUUUUUUUUCUUUUUGUGGUGAGGGCACAAGGCUGGAGGGUAGACCUGGGAGGAACUGGAAAUGAGUGUAAACAGGGUGCAUUGUGUGAUAUUCCCAAAUGAAUAAAAAUGUUACAAUGGAAAUAAAGGUGUACUCCACAGGGGAAAA